Molecule: messenger RNA, 8285 nt
Organism: Columba livia (rock pigeon)
Lineage: Eukaryota; Metazoa; Chordata; Aves; Columbiformes; Columbidae
Gene: KCND3
Product: potassium voltage-gated channel subfamily D member 3
Exons: 8
Coding region: 355-2151 (598 amino acids)
Biological process (GO): potassium ion export across plasma membrane; protein homooligomerization
Cellular component (GO): voltage-gated potassium channel complex; dendritic spine; postsynaptic membrane
Molecular function (GO): protein binding; A-type (transient outward) potassium channel activity
Source: RefSeq, a predicted model, not a curated record
GGAAGGGGAGGGGGCAAAACGAAGCAAGCUCAGGCAAGAGAGGCAGAGACAGACUCGGUCUGAGCGGUAACGAGGGAGAAGCUGUUUAGUCAUCUCUCUAUAUAUACUUUCACAAUGAUGAUCACAUUUACUGAUUGCUUCUGACUGCGUUUAGAGAGGGAGUCAAGAGGCAGGCAGCACAGUUCACCUUUUAUCCUGAGGAGUGACUGCUCCCCCUUCCUUCCAAUUCCCCAGAUUUAGCCCUACUUUUGGGCACCGAGCAUCUCUUUCCUUGCCAGAUGGAACUGAUCUGACUUCCGACAGGUCUGAGGAGCAACCUAACUGUCUUCUCCAGUAACAAGGCCUUGGGUCAUCAUGGCAGCAGGAGUAGCAGCAUGGUUGCCCUUUGCCAGGGCAGCCGCCAUAGGAUGGAUGCCAGUGGCCAACUGUCCCAUGCCACUGGCUCCAACGGAGAAGAACAAGAGGCAGGAUGAGCUGAUCAUUCUCAACGUGAGUGGCAGGCGCUUCCAGACCUGGAGGACUACACUGGAGAGAUACCCAGACACUCUCCUGGGCAGCACCGAGAAGGAGUUCUUCUUCAACGAAGACACUAAGGAGUACUUCUUUGACCGGGACCCUGAGGUCUUUAGGUGCAUCUUAAAUUUUUAUAGAACUGGCAAGUUGCACUAUCCCAGGUACGAGUGCAUCUCUGCCUAUGACGAAGAGCUCGCCUUCUACGGGAUCCUCCCUGAGAUCAUUGGGGACUGCUGCUACGAAGAGUACAAAGACAGAAAGCGGGAGAAUGCGGAGCGGCUGAUGGAUGACAAUGACUCAGAAAACAACCAAGAAGGGUCCAUGCCAUCCCUGAGCUUCCGGCAGACCAUGUGGCGAGCCUUCGAGAACCCCCACACCAGCACCUUAGCCUUAGUCUUUUACUACGUCACUGGUUUCUUUAUCGCUGUCUCUGUGAUCACUAAUGUUGUGGAAACUGUCCCUUGCGGCACGGUGCCUGGAAACAAGGAGCUUCCAUGUGGGGAAAGAUACGCUGUGGCUUUCUUUUGCUUGGACACGGCUUGCGUGAUGAUUUUCACUGUUGAGUAUCUGUUGAGACUCUUUGCGGCCCCAAGUCGCUACAGAUUCAUCCGAAGCGUGAUGAGCAUCAUUGACGUGGUGGCCAUCAUGCCGUACUACAUCGGCUUGGUGAUGACCAACAACGAGGAUGUCAGUGGAGCCUUUGUGACACUAAGGGUUUUUAGGGUUUUCAGGAUUUUCAAGUUCUCUCGCCAUUCCCAAGGUUUAAGAAUCUUGGGUUACACUUUGAAGAGCUGUGCCUCCGAGCUUGGCUUUCUCCUCUUUUCCCUCACUAUGGCAAUCAUCAUCUUUGCAACUGUGAUGUUUUAUGCAGAGAAAGGGUCCUCGGCAAGCAAAUUCACCAGUAUUCCUGCUUCCUUUUGGUACACUAUUGUAACCAUGACAACACUGGGUUAUGGUGACAUGGUGCCCAAGACAAUUGCUGGGAAGAUAUUUGGCUCCAUCUGCUCCCUGAGCGGGGUGCUGGUCAUUGCUCUGCCUGUUCCAGUCAUUGUUUCCAACUUCAGCCGAAUUUACCACCAGAACCAGCGAGCUGACAAGCGGAGAGCACAGAAGAAAGCCCGGCUGGCCAGGAUCCGAGUGGCCAAAACAGGCAGCUCCAACGCUUACCUUCAAAGCAAGCGCAACGGCCUCCUGAACGAAGCCCUCGAGCUGACGGGAUCCACUGAAGAUGAACAGCAUAUGACUAAAGGUACCUCCUUAAUCGAAAGCCAACAUCACCACCUGCUGCACUGCCUGGAAAAAACAACCGGAUUGUCCUAUCUUGUGGAUGAUCCCCUGUUAUCUGUACGAACUUCCACCAUCAAGAACCACGAGUUCAUCGACGAGCAGCUGUUCGAGCAGAACUGCAUGGAGAGCUCGAUGCAGAACUACCCUUCUUCUCGGAGCCCGUCCUUGUCGAGCCACCAUGGCCUGACCACCUCCUGCUGUUCUCGCCGCAACAAGAAGACCACGCACCUCCCCAACUCCAGUGUGCCCGCCACCCGGCUCCGCAGCAUGCAGGAGCUCAGCACCAUCCACAUCCAGUGCAGCGAGCAGCCCUCUCUCACCACAAGGUACAUCGUUCCAGUCUCAACAUGAAAUCAGAUGAUGGGCUCAGACCGAACUGCAAAACUGCCCAGAUCACGACAGCCAUCAUCAGCAUCCCCACGCCGCCCGCGCUCACGCCAGAAGGCGAGAGCCAACCCCCCCCCGGCAGCCCCGGCCACUCCACGAACAUUUCCUCCACCACCACGAGCAACAUCGUCAAGGUCUCUGCCUUGUAAGACGUCUCACGCGCAGAAGGAGGCUGGAAGCCCAGUGGCCCUCUCCCUCCACACCUCCACGUUCCUUUCUUGCUGCAAAUCGUGCCUGGAUGGACCAACCUGACAUUUUUUUGUCACCAAAUUAGCACCGGAGAGCGGCCGAGGCGGCUUCUUCAGACUGGCGUUCACGCCAGGAAGGAUGAGGAGAGGGAGGAAGAGGCUGGUGAAAGGAAAAAGCCGCGCGGGGAGCAUGUUGUGCCAUGGAACAGGGCGAAUUCACCCAUGGAGGCUGGAGGGAAAGAAUCAUCAUGGCAACGAGAGAGUCAAUAAAGAAAACGGAAAUAUAACACUGUGUAUCGCAGCACCUUUUUAAAGGUUUUUAAUGGAUAAUAUUUAUUCAUGAGGAAAUGACUGAAAAGGUGAAAAACAAUGGAUUUUGUGAUUUUUUUUUUCUUCAUGGAGCAGAACCUUCAGACCAACAAAAUGUCACGUUUUGUUCGUUUGGUUUUUUUUCUUUUAUAGGAAAAGAUUUAGACAAAGAAGCCACCUGUCACAGAAACCUAUUUCCAUUCCUCUGUGUGUGCGUGUGUGUGCAGCAGAACCUCAUCCGAGCGGCACCGAGUUACAAAGAGCAGAGCAUGUGUCCACCAUUGGGUGCACAGUAGGAAAACACACGCAUGUGUCAGCACAUCCCUGUGCACACACGCACACACACACACCGAUUCCACCCUGGAUGGCAUUCUUUAUUUAGACAAUUUUGUAUCCGCCUUUUAAGUCAAUACAGUGCAAUUGCAAACAGCGUGUUUGUCUGCUAAUUAUUGUCGUGAAAACAUAUUUGUGGAAAAAAAAAAAGACAAAAAAAAAAAGAGACAGGCUUAAGUAGAGUUUUAGUCCCACAUGGGUAUCUGCUUUCUAUUUUUGUUAUCACUUACAUGUAAGAGUGUGACUAGACUAUCAGUUCUGUAUUUUUAAAAAGGAAAAUAAAAAGGUAGGAUUCUUUUGUUUUAAUACUGUACACACAAAUGGCAAAGAAUGAGAAAGCACUGAACUCAACUGCAUCAAGCGUUCAUAAGUCUAACAGAGGUUUCUUGUAGUGUAUGCCCACGCUUUUUCAUUUUGGUUUUCUAUAUUUAAAUUUCUUUGCUAGUACUGGACAUACAACCCAUUGUAAAUAGUAGCCAAAUCUUGUCUGGAUCUAUACUUGAUAAUAAUUAACCCCAUAGCUAAAUAUCUUGCAUGGACAGAGAGGUAUUUGGCUUUUUCACAGUCUUAGGGCUCCAGAUGUCUCAUCAAAGGCUUCUGGGUUGCACUGAUUUGGGGAUAGACCAGGUUCGCAGUUUUAGUUCUCCAGGCCCAGGCGGCCGCAUGAGAAGGGGCAGCAGUACUGGAGCUGGGAAAACAUUGAGUGUGUUCCAGACAGCGCCUUCUAUUUGCAGGUCUACACUCAGUUUGGGAACAGUCACACAUUUCUAGUCAACCAAAAACGGAAGUUACACUGUGGUACUGCCGAGACUAAGCUGUGGUCAGUCCUAGCGCCUCUGGCUGAGAUCUUUCUAGGAAUGAUUUCUUGUAAGGCAAUACAAGGUCCUGAAACGUAACCAAUUUUCCCCCUGCUAAGAAGAGUAACUUUUUUCUUCCAUUCUGCCUUUCUCAAGUCCCUUUUUCACCACAGGUGUGACCCGUGAAGGGCAGAGUGAGGAGCAACGUCACCCACCUUCUCACUUGUCAUAACACUGUUUGGCUAAUGUUUGUGAUCCCGCACAGACGCCUCGAGGCCCCGUACACACCCGGCCCCCAGCAGCCUGCAGAUGAUAAGGAAACAUUUCAAGCGUCCUGUUUCUGAACAGUGAUUUUUACCAACAUCAGAGUCCAAAGAACUCCUCAAAGCAGGUUUGAGGCUGAUUCAGCAAAGGGAUGACUUUUUCUUUUUUAACAUCUGUCAGAAUCUAUCCUGGUGUAAUAUUUAUAUACACAUAUACAUGCAUACACAUAUAAAUAAAUACAGACACAUACAUGUAUAGAUAGAUAAAUAGACCUACAUGCUGACUUAAACAUAUGAGCUAGCUUUGUUAGCACUCCUAACCUGUUAGGCUUAGACUGGACUCAGCUGAUGCAUUAACACCCUCCUCAGAAACCGACACCAUUCUAGGAAUAUUCAGGCUACGGCUAAACCUUCAGCAGCUGCACCAGCUUAUAGCCAUUUAUUCCAGUGCUGUAAUAUGUUACCCAAAAACUAUGUUUAGUCCUGUUUUAAAUGAUUAAAAUGCUCUGCCUUUGCUGCUUCCUGUAGGAGGUUAUACUGCAGUUAAUCUUACCAUUAUUGAGUUUUUUCUUGAUGUUUUAAUUUCAUUUCCCUUUGCUUUAAUGUCAUUAUUUGCCAUCAUCCUCUCCCCAUCGGAACACCCUCACCCCUGUAGAUCAGAGGCCUUGCUCUCCACCACCUACCACCUUGCAACCUCAUUUACGCUGGCACAGAACGAGGGUUAAAUGCUGCAGUGCUGACAGGGUACAGUGUCCCUUCCAGGAGUAAACGACUACUAAGAGCAAGGGACUCCCCAUGGGUUCUUGGUGCUGCUUUUCUUAGUCCUGAUUUACUGGGGAGUGGUGAACAAGCCACUCCAGCUCUCAUUCAUUUCUUUAUCUGUAAACAGCAAUCAUGGCAGCCCUUGUCUAAAGCACUAUUGGUGCAUUUAAUUGCUUUCAAUCAAAACGCUUUUCGGAAAAAAAAAGAACAUUUUUAAGAGGAAAAAAUAAACAAGGAGGAAAGCAAGUGCAUGGAGUUUCUGGCUGGUUGCACUCAGAUUAUCAAGGCAGCUGCUGCCUCCAUUCUCUUCCACGGAAGAGGAAUCAUUAUUAUCCUUUCUCAAAAGUACACAACCUGUCUCUUCUACCAUGAGCUUAGCAGGUGCUGCCCCACGCGGUCAGUACAUCGACACAGACUUUCAGAGGAUAAAGCCAGACAAAAUUAACAAAGUCUGAGCCUAGAGGAACAGGGCUAAAAAUAUUUUUAAUGGUGGCAUUAACUCCCUUUACGCACUGAUUGGAAGCAGACUGAGUAAUGCUUCUGAAAGCGCCUGAAAACGUGCUUGUACAAAACCUCCCUGGAUCGCCGGACGCAGCUACAGCCUCAUUACGAGAGCGCAGUGCGUUCAGCGGAACAGCACAGGCGAGAAUCAGAACAUCGCGCCCUUCAACCGGAACGCGGGGAGGAAGGGAGAGCGAUGGCAAAAGGGGGGCCGCUGCACCGCAGCCGCUUCUCGCUACGAUAAAGGGAGGCGAUUAGCUUUACUAAACUGCUCUCACUAAUCUUUAUAUAGCGAGAAAAAGCCAAAAGUCAACCCUGAAAAUUCUUAGAGCCAGAACUUGACCUGAAGGAUUUGGAGCGUUGUCUCCAUUCUGACCAGCAUCCCUCUGCCCAGGGCCACACACACACACCGACAUGGAGACAAAAACCAGCACGCACCCCUGCGAUCCUGGGCAUUCCCGAGGCACGUGGAAGGGGUUUCUUCAGGCAGGGGCGACCUCUGGGAGGAGAAGCUUCCAGAAACAGCGGCAGGUUCCAGUCCCGACACCUUUCUGAAAGGCAGGGGGUACAAAACAGCCUGAUUAGCAAGACAGUCCAACAAAACAUCGGGAGUAUGUUGGCAGUUCAUUUCCAAAGCCUUCCCCCACCCCCUAACUCUAUAGGACUUCUUAUACUUUUAGAAACGUACGUUAAAAAAGAUUCUUUGUACAAAAUGCAAGUGGAGUGGGAUUAUUUUUUCAGUCUUUCAUAAAGCAAUAUUAAAAAUAUCAAAGCAGCAACACCUUUUUCCAAGCAUUUUGUUUUGUUUCCAAAGCCUCUUCCAAGGGAAAAAUAUUUUCACAGAUUUUCAGCAUAUUCUGUUAAUAGAUUGAGUCUCUUCUCACCUGGCAUUGGGCUGCUAAUUGAAGGAAUCGCACCCAAUUGGCAAAGAAUGAUGAUCUUUCACAUCUAGGCUUCGACUUCCAUCUACUCUUUCUAAAAACCACCUUUCUUUCUCCUUAAAAAUCUUAAGGACGUCCAUAAAGAACAGGCUAUUGAUAGCACACCUUGGCCUAUAAAAAUUAAAGCAUUACACAAUGUAAUCCACCCUCCGCUAGCAUAAGAUCCUUCCCUGCAACAUCCUGCGUUGCUUCCUUUGGGUUAGAUACUCAAUUCCCCAAGGAAAAGGCUCCCACUGCUUCCCUGGGGAGCUGAUUCCAGACUAUUAGAUCUCAAUGUCAAGGAUUUUCCCCCUGCUGUUCAGCCAUAAAUCUCUGCUUAUUUUUUUCCCCCCUCUUGCUGCAUUAUUCUCCCUCGCACCAUGUUAAAUUACUCUCCAUGUUGCACAUGAGCUGCCUACAAGCACAAGAGGGAUAUAAAACCUUCUACAGCAAAUUCUCAUCCCCGAGACUACUUUUGCCUGUCAAAUAAUUAUCGUUGUGAAAAGCGAACUGGGGAAAAGGGAAACUAAGCAACACACGUGGCUUUGGUGUGAAAUCAAGUUAAUAGGUAAUUCCAAAUACCUCCUUCUUUGCAGUUGCCAGAAACACUAAAAUUUAAAUCAAUGCUACUUGCUUAACCUGAAACAGUUGAUAAUAUACAAGUACUGCAAACCAGCAUUUCUCAUCCUAGUUUAGACAGCUUAAGGGGUGCGCAGGAAAAUCAGAUUAAAGGAAGCAAUGUCCCCUCAAAUAUUUUGCUUUUUUAAGUGAAGAGGUUGUAAACAUGCUGUAUCUUACCCCUAUUAUACAGCAAAUUCAGUGUAUUAAAGAUCACAUGUAAUUUAUGGGUUGCAAACUUCCCUUGGAUCCUGUAAGGCAUUUCCUAUGUCGGACUAUGGCAGUUACCAAGUCAGCAUUCAUGGAUGGCUUGUGAACAUCAGCAGCUUUGAACUGAAGACUUUAUUCUGCUUUUAAAGUCAGGUGGAUAAUACGCCUUCCCCACAUAAUUCACCAACCAAAUAUAACUGAUUUUUAAGCAAAACCACUUAUUUUUCCUCCAACACUAAGCAACUGCACUGGAUCAAAUUACUCCAGAGCUCCAGUUUCUAGGGUUCACAUUUGACGAUGUUUUAUCUUUCUAAAGCUUCCGAAGCGAGCAGAAGGUGAGGACAGGCAGGAGAGGCAGCGGCACGAGCCCCCGUGCUCCUCCCAAUUAUCUUGAUUAAUCACUAAGUGACCUCGGAGAAGUCGUUUCGCCUCUCUUUGCCGAUUACACAAGCUGUAUAGAAUUUAAUACCUCCUCCUUUCAAUUCAUGAACACCUCCAAUACGCUUUCCUUGAGAAAGCGCCCCAGAAAAGUACCGCUACUUACGUUCCAAACGCAAAACCCGUGCCAGGAAAACUUCAGGUGGAUCAGUCGAAAGACCAGGUGACAAAGAGCUUGUGGGAAUUCCUUCCUGAGUUUUGUUCUCGGUCAAUAGUCCGUUACUUUGUGUGUGUGUAUGUGUGCACGUGUUUCUUUCCAUUUUGGUUUAAACUAGCGCUACUCACAGGAGUCACACGGCUGGUGGGUGAGAAGCAACAACCAUCUCCAAUAUUCUUCUCCGUUCUGUUGUGACUACGACCGGGAGAUCCCACAGGCUCCUCCAACCAACAAAGUAUCUUACGAAAGGCGUGUGAUGGUCUAUUUUUGAUAAAUCAGUAAGGCAUUCCAAUGCAAUUGUGUUUUCUUUAGGAGUUUUAUGUUAUGAGAAGCUCUCAACCUUAUUAUUUUCUAUUUUCGUACUAUAAAUGGGCUUUGCUUACGAACAUCAGAGGACAGAUACAAAAUGUACUGUAUACAACUGCAGGUAGCUUCAUUUGAGAACAACUUUCUAGAAGAACCAAGUUUCCUGUUGUCUUCUUUUGGAAUUGUAGUGCAUAUGUUGAAACUUGUAUAUCAUUUACAGUAUUGAGUCUUGUGCCACUGCUGUACCUGAUGUAUCCAAUCUGGAUUAAACAGAGUAUGUGCCACAAAUACCCAAA